AAAAACGAGUUCUUUACUAACAGUUGUCACUCACAAGAAGAAAAAAGUUUCCCAAACCUUCCACCAAAUAAAGCUUUGAGAAGUGUUUUUAACGAAAUUGAUGAGAAGCACAAGUUUUAAUACUACUACUAGUAACAAGGUUGUUCCUUUUUCAAUCAAUCAACGAGACAGAUUACAGGUUCCACUUGGUACAGUUUUAUAUACGUUUGUGGCCGCGCACAGCCCUGCUUCAUGGAUCCCAAGGUCUCAAAACAGGGGAUGUUUAUGCCUGAAUUCUUGAGCCACCUGAAUCCAAACACCACCUCCAACAUGGCUGAGACCAACAACAGCAACUCCCCAUCAGCAGAAAUCAAGGAUCUCCAAAUCGUAAUUUCCGAAAAACAAGAAUCCGACUCCACCAAGAAGCAGCUGGCCCCCAAAAGAACCUCAAACAAAGACAGGCAUACAAAAGUGGAAGGCAGGGGAAGAAGAAUAAGGAUGCCCGCCCUCUGCGCCGCCAGAAUCUUCCAGUUGACCAGAGAAUUGGGUCACAAAUCCGACGGAGAGACCAUCCAGUGGCUUCUACAGCAGGCCGAGCCGUCGAUUGUCGCCGCCACCGGAUCCGGGACAAUCCCGGCCUCGGCUUUAGCGGCGGCCGGCGGCUCUGUUUCCCACCACGGGACCUCAAUUUCGGCUGGCUUGCAUCAAAGAAUCGAGGAAUUAGGUGGGCAGGGUAAUAGCAGACCCAAUUGGUCGAUAGUUGGACCUCAUUUGGCCACAGCAGGGGUAUGGCCCCCAGCUGCUGUUAGUGGUUUUGGGUUUCAGCCAUCGUCUGGUCCAUCAACGGGGACUUUAGGAAGUGAGGGACUGAAUUAUCUGCAGAAAAUUGGGGUUUCUGGGUUUGAAUUGCCAGUUAGUAAUAUGGGUUCUAUGAGUUUCACAUCGAUUUUGGGUGGUAGUGGAAGUGGGCAGCAGCAGGUGCCUGGGUUGGAGCUUGGGCUAUCACAAGAGGGGCAUAUUGGGGUUUUGAACCCCCAUGCUUUAAGCCAGAUUUACCAGCAGAUGGGGCAGGCUAGAAUGCAACGUCAACAGCAAAAUCAGCAUCAUCAGGAACCAUCUUCUAAGGAUGAUUCUCAAGGGUCAGGACAGUAAAUUUGGGGUCAUGAUAGUUUAUUCAGUUUGGGAGGAAAACAUGAGAAGAAACUACUUAGCAGCUUUUGAGAUCAGAUGGGGACUUGUAUUUGGUGUGUAUGGUUUGAUAGCUGGGGAUUUCAAAGGGACUGGCUUUGCAUUGCCCCAUCUUUAUUUGUAUUCAUAGCUUCAUCCAUGUCUCCAACUACAGGUGGAUCUGUGCAGGGCCAAAUAGCUUGGAUUUGGGCUUAAACUUCUUGUUUGUUUUUUGAAGGUGUGUUUUUUCUUUGCUAAGUAAAAAAAGGCUAGGAAGGGGCAACCAGACCCUCCUUGGAGUGACUAUAUCAGUUCCUUACCCGUGAUGAAAUGUUCUACCGGGGAGGAUAGAGUAAGGUGUUUUUUUAUCAUCUUGUUCCUUAUAGGUUCAGAUGGUGUGCUGAGCAGCUUGUUUGUGGAAAACUGAAAAUGAACAUAGAGUACUAUAGUCCUAUACUCCUCUUACUGCAAUUUGAGUGCAUCCUUUUAUGUAAGUACUACUCAAAUAUACUACUGGUAACAUAUUUCAGCCA
Molecule: messenger RNA, 1679 nt
Organism: Rhododendron vialii
Lineage: Eukaryota; Viridiplantae; Streptophyta; Magnoliopsida; Ericales; Ericaceae
Product: transcription factor TCP20-like
Exons: 2
Coding region: 232-1131 (299 amino acids)
Cellular component (GO): nucleus
Molecular function (GO): DNA-binding transcription factor activity; sequence-specific DNA binding
Source: RefSeq, a predicted model, not a curated record